Molecule: messenger RNA, 810 nt
Organism: Sclerotinia borealis F-4128
Lineage: Eukaryota; Fungi; Ascomycota; Leotiomycetes; Helotiales; Sclerotiniaceae
Source: the annotation of a GenBank genome assembly
AUGGCUCCAGUAAUAUGGGGUUUGAAACUCGCGGAUAUGCAAUGGGGAAAGUUCAAGGGAGGAUACAUGUUCAACCAAGUCUACCAUCUCCGCAGAACAAAGAUGAUUGUCUAUCAAAUCGCCAUGAUAACGUGUGUUUGUUCCGAAUCUGUAGGGACUGCUGCUCUAAGUGAUUAUCUUGAUCAACGAGACGGCAUACAAACCCGCUAUGGUCUACACACUUCGGUGAGAGAUAUCAUUGGAAUUUUCUCAUUCAACAUUUUUGUUGGUAUAGCAGUUGCUACAAUUUUUGGUUCCGGAUUCUUCUUCGAUCUUUUCUGGCCCGAACGUGUGGAAAGCCUCGCGGUGCGGAAGGCAUGGAAGAUGUGUUCGCUUUUGAUGUGCUUCUUAACUUUGGCAGAUGCUAUCGCUCUUACAGUCAUUGUAGCCACUCAGCGUGCAACCAUCGAUGGAUUGACAAACUCAGAAGCCCAAAGAUAUUUUGAUUCAAAUGGUCCACCAAACCCCAUAUACCGCAAAAAUGCAUACUGCAUUGCAUCCACUGUACUUUUGUGGAUCGGUGUGGUAGGCACAAUCGCCAGUUCAUAUAUCAUGUGGAGAUCUAUCAACCAUAACCAAACCAACGGUGUUUUCGCUGCCAACCACCAACCUGCUGUCACCGUACAUCCUCCGGUCGUUGACCUUGAUGCUGACCCUAAUAGCCAUGAAAUGGGCGAUAUGUCUGGUGGAUCGACUUCACCUACAACUGCUGGAAAAGCUCCUACCGGCAGAGCUGAUGAACCGGCUCGCAUAAACCUAGAGGACAUAUAG